Messenger RNA from Scatophagus argus, 4749 nucleotides. It is a transcript of the gene ctc1, whose product is annotated as CTS telomere maintenance complex component 1. Lineage: Eukaryota; Metazoa; Chordata; Actinopteri; Scatophagidae. Gene Ontology annotation, biological process: telomere maintenance via telomere lengthening; positive regulation of DNA replication. The record is from RefSeq and is a predicted model, not a curated record. Gene Ontology annotation, cellular component: CST complex. Gene Ontology annotation, molecular function: single-stranded DNA binding; telomeric repeat DNA binding. Bases 896 to 4621 code for a protein of 1241 amino acids. The transcript is spliced from 25 exons.
UAUAACCAAUCAUAAAACUUGAAUUAUACUGAAUAACAGUUGGCUUGUGUGAGAAGACGUGUCAUUUGCACUCACAGAGCUGAUGGUCAACAGGUCUGAGAGAGUCUGAGGAUCUAGAAAAGACCUCCAGACCAGCAGUACGACACUGUGAAGUGAUCCUUUUGACUUAAGGAAUAAAUAAUAAUAUAUUUUUCCCUAAGAAGCGAAACAAGUUGAAUUGUCCUGGCAGCGAUGCGUCUCCACAUGAAUAUAAGCGUAAGACUGUGGCUGGAUUAUGGUGUUUAACCCAGUAUGAACUCCACUCGUUCCUUCACAGGGAUGGAAGAAUAAAAGAUGUGGUUUCUUCAACAUGUCAGGACGUCUUGUGUUCACACUGGAUGAAGCCACAUGACAGCAGAGUCUGGAUCUGAAGUUAGAUUAUUUAUUUAAAUCAAGUGUCAGAUUAUUCAAAAAUGUGGAGACAUGACGCAGUUUGAUCCUGAAAACUGAAACUGUAGAAACUGUUCUCAAGGUAUCGAUCUGUUUCCUGUCAGAUCCAUUAUGACCAAACAUGGCUUUGACUCAGUCCAGUUCUUCGUUUGUUGAGGUGUCUACAGCCUCCACAUGAACAGAACUUCAGAGAAGGUACAAGAACCACGUCAGCAUCCGGUCCAGACCUGCUGGAGCCUGGACGGUCCAGAAGUUAUUUCCUCUCACUUUAACAGACCGUCGUUCAGAACAAGUUAAACCUCCGAGCCAGAAACGCGUCCUGUAACCGCUUUGAGCCUCCCCGGACACCGUAGCUCAACAGGAAGUGCUGUUUGAAGGCUUUCUGCGGGAGCGAGUCGCGCUCAGCUUUAACGUUUCGUCCGCGAUAAGACGUGCAGUCGGAUGUCGUGUUUACCGGACGGCGGACAUGGACUCCCUGCAGCAGUUCCUGGACCAGUUCCGAGCCGCCGGGGAAGCCGAGUCCGUGUGGUUAAAGGAGAUCCACAGCUUCAUCACUGAGCACAUCGAGCCUCUGUUCUCCGACUCCACCUCUCCUCCACCUCCUGACGACGUACUGACAGGACGAGGUGUGUGUUCUGAUCAGCUGAGUGUGUGUGUGGUGAAGACGAUACAGGAAAACCUGUCUGUCACACACACCUUACCUGUCAGCUACAGGCUUGUGUCUGUCUCAGAGCUGCUCUCCCGGCAGCACCUGGCCUGUGUCAGUAACCUGUCCUGGAGCACCAAUCAGCAGAGAAUAUGGGCAAAGGAGGCGGAGCUUUCUCUGCCGGGUCACCAGGCUCUGCCCCGGGUCAACCUGCUGCUGAUUGGCUGCCUGAGAGAGGGGCGGGGAGGAGAGUGGAGGCUGACGGAUGCCAGUGGCAGCAUCAGGUGUGAGUGCCUGUCUCCUUCUCCUCAGUGGCUGAAUCAGCCUGUCUUCCUCCCUCACUGGAACUACAUCCCCCACAGUCCACCUGGGCAGGACCAGCAUGAGACCAGAGGCCACGUUGAGCUGAUUGGUUCUCCUGUUCUGCUCUGUCCUGCUUCUGAGCAGGGAUUGGCUGCUGGCCCUGGGGAAGGGGCGGGGCUUAGCAGAGCAGUUGGAGUCAGAAAAGCAGCUGGUUUGCUAUGCAGCAGGACUCGUGGGCAGCGUGUCUCUGUCUGUGGUCGUGUGGGUUCAGUCUGCCCUCUGCUGGUUGUGGCAGGGACAACCUUCUUCUGCUUCACUCUGACAGAGGACUCCCACAGUUUACCUGUCCUUGUCAAGGACCCCAGCAGGCUGUGGUGGGCUCAGUGUGUGUGUGUUGGUCAGAGUGUGUGUGUGACGGCGCUGCGUGUGUGUGUCCUACGAGGCUGGAGAGGAAACAACAUCCUGUGUGUGACCGAGCAGUCUGAAAUACAAACCAAUAACACACACACUCCUGCAGACCACACACACGCUGACUCACAGUUGGACACGCCCCUUCCACUGAUGACAUCACAUGUUUAUGAUGAUGACUGUGUGGAGGCGGAGCCUGAGAGAGAAACGGUCCAAUCAGUGAUGAGGAUCAAAAAGUCCAGAGUCAUCAGUUACCAGGGCACAGUGACGGAGGUGGUGAGUGAGGGGGCGGGGCUGUAUGUGAUUGACAGGACGGUGGGUCUGUGCCUGACCUAUCAGCCGACUCUGAGGAGGAAGCUGAGAGCAGGAGACUCUGUGGAGAUUCACCACAUCCACUUCCUGUACCGGCCCUGUCCUGACUUUCCUCCCAGCAUGCUUUGCACCUGCCUGCGCUCCAGCCUCAGGGUCACCGCCUUCAGUAGGGUGAGUGGGUCAUCACCUGACUCCAGCUGCCCCGGUGAUGGCGCGUUACCACGGUUACUGCUGGAGAAAAACAUCGGCGUGUCCGAGUACCUGUGGACCUGCCACCUGAGCUCACAGCUCUCACACAGUCUGGUUCCUGGUGUGUUGAAGCAGCAGUGUGUGUGCGUGUUGUCGUGGAAGCUGAUGGAGUUUGUGUGGAGACAGAGAGGAAGAGGAGGAGGAAGACGGAGGGACAUCUACUCCGAGAUGUUGGACGAACCUCACACCUGUCCUCUGAUGCAGUUCCAGGUGGACCCCUCUGUCCCUCAGUAUGUCAGUGUCUCAGACGUCACUCGGUCCCUGCAGUCUGACUGCUGGUCUUCAGUCUCUCUGAGGUCUCUGCUGCCUCCUGGUGGAUCCAGUCUCACAAGAUCUCAGAUGAACACAGCUUUGUCCUGGUCCUGCAGGACCCUGAUGUCUGACCCUGACAGCAGCAGCCAGCCUCGAGACAGACUCAGGCGGCGCCCCCUGCUGGUCGGCCUGUUGGAGCUUCCAUCACACGCAUCUGAACACACACUGCAGCUGAGGGACGAGACGGGAGCUGUGGCCUGCGUCGUCACGGAGACCAGUGAGGAGGAGGGGGGAGGCCAGAGGGCGGUCUUCAACAGCGCCUGGAUCGGUUGUCUGGUGUGCGUCCAGCAGUUCUCCAUGGUAACAGAGAGAUUCAUCCAUUCAGAUUUUCCCUCUUACCAACACCUGGACGAGGACAAGUACAUCACACAUAAACACUGCAGAGUCUACCUGCAGUUUUCUCUGGACCACCUCCAUGUACUGAGUCCGUCCGUUGCCAUGGUUACACACCUGCGACAGAGGGAGUCAGGUGAAGAUGUCACAGCAGGUCGUCAGACUGGGAGGAAGAGGAGACAUGAGGAAGAUGACUCCUCCCACUCUGAAUCCUCCUCCUCCUCUGUUACCAUGACGACUGGUCCUGUGGCUGGCCCUUCCUGUGUAUCCAUGGUGAUAAGGGUGGAGCAUAAGGAGGGUGUGGCUUGGAGGAAUGUGAGGGCGGAGUCAAAGGAGGCGGAGGCAGGGCUGACACUGUGCUUCUCUGUCAGAGCUGCUGUGAUUGGCCCAGUGGUCAGCUGGGGGCGGAACCCAAGGAACAAACCAAUGACAGACAGAGAGACAGAGACAGAACAGGAGGACAAGGUGGUCCUGCUCAUCUCAGGUGUGUCAGCUCGCUGGUUUCCUGUCCUGCAGCCCGGAUCUUUCUACAGACUCAUUGCUGCUAACACACAGGAUCCCAGGGUUUUGAUUGGCUGUGGUGUUUCUGGGCGGAGUGAGGUGGAGCUCCACACUGACUCCACCCUUCAGGUCCAACCUGAUUGGAGGUUCCACACUCUGACACGCCCACUGCUGCUGCAUACCUACAGACAGGCUCUCUCGCCCACAGUCCUGUCUGUCUCGGAGGUCUUGGACUGCAGGUCUGACUUGGUGUGUUUUCAGGCUCUGGUGUCUGACAGGAUCAAUCUGAACGACAGGACGAGUGGAUCUGGAGACACACUCACAGGUCUCAGGAGUCUGUCAGGUGUGCGUCUCACGGUGUGUGACCAAAGUGGGAGGAGUCUCCAGGUGUACCUGGACCUAAGCCACACCCCCUACCCGCCUGGCCUGUUGCCUGGCAAUACACUGCUGCUGUCUGCUUUUCAGAGGAGGCUGUCCAGGACAGGAAGUGUGUACUGCAGCAGUUUACCUGUCAGCUCAGUUGCUGUCGUCUCUCUGGGAGCUUUGAGCUUGGCUCCGCCCCCUCCUGCACCCAUGAUGUACCUGGGUGCGUGGGCCAGCAACACACAGCAGAGGUGCAUUGUGGGUCGUGUCAAAGGUCACGUGGUCUGUUUCCUGUUCCUGCAGCUGCAGUGGAGCUGCUCGCUGUGUGGGAGCGUUUACACACAGUCUUGUUCCAGUUCUCGUUGUGGUUCCACCUCGUCAGUCUUCCAGUCCAAAGCAAAACUGGUGAUUGACGACGGGACAGGUGAGGCUCACGUCUGGUUCUCAGGUGAUCUGGUUCGUCCUAUGUUGGGAUUGGCUGAUUCUCAAUGGGCGGGGCUUCAGGGAGCCCUCAGGGUCAGAGGUCACCUCAGUGUCUGUCCCCGGGGACGAAGCCUGGUGUGUGACUCUGACGACUCUCUCCUCCACUUUCUGCUGUGUGUGUGCAGCAGUGAUGCUGUGUGUCGUCAACUCUCCCUCACCUGCAGGAAACACAACAACCAGAGAUCAGAAGAGCUGAAGCGGUUCAGUCGAGGAGACCGAGACUUCGUGACCAGGAUGACUCGUCCUCUGCAUCUCACCUGUCUGCUCAACAGCACUGACUGACCUCACCUGCACAGACAGGAAGUCAGCAACAGGAAGAGGCGGAGCAAAACAGUUAAUUUUAAGUUAGUUUUGUUGAAUUUAAUGUUGAUGUUAUUAAAUGUUAUAUUGAAUAAACAUUAUUUUUCCUG